GGGCCAAUAGAGCUGGCCAACAGCCGAGAGUCAACAGCGGAUGUGCAUUACGGCGGCUAUGUCAAUUUUAUUUCGCAUCCAGUUCUAACCCGUCGUGGUCAGGAACUGAUGCGAAAGCUGCGUUUCGAUCAUCUGGACUAUCAGCUAUUCGAGAUGAAGCCGCUCAGCUAUGAGGGAUAUAUGCAGAGCUAUGGCAAACUAAAUACUUGCCAGCUGGCUACGCAAACCCACUCCCAGCAGAUGGACAACGAAUGCCAGACUCUGGAGCUGCACACUCGCACCAGCUGGACACAGCAUCCACCUCAUUAUGGCAGUCUGUUGGUGCAGAGCUGCAGCGGGGAUGCAGACGAUGRCAGUGAUAGACUCGUGGCUCAUGCAAAUGAUGUAUUCGAUUGCAGUCUGGCACGCCUGGAGCAACUGCGUCAGGCUGAGCAACAGCGCGCUAUGCGCCAGCAACAACGGCGUCUGACCAAACCCAGCGAUUUGAAUAGGCUAGGCGUGUUUCUGCAAAAGGCAUCAUUGCUUCUAGGCAAAGUACUGAACUCCAAUGGCCCAACUCGUUCGSCACGCCAAGUGCCGCUGCUGCAGACCGGCCUGCUGAAUGCGCUCCCAGUGCGUCGCAUCUUUGGUAGCGCCGGGCAGCAGCAGCUCGUGGUCACGGUGCAUGAGUGUCCGCCCGAUUCUAAUGUCUAUCGAGAUGAUUUCGCCAAUCUGCUGAUGGUCUGGUCUCUCACGGAUCCCAGCAAGCCGCUACGUCUGCUGUCCACCUGGGCGGAAGUAUCGCGUGUGGCAUUUUGCUGCGAAGCACCCGACAUAGUUGUUGCGGGUCUGCGCGAUGGCAGCAUUGCCAUGUGGGAUUUGCGCGAAACAUACAGCUUUUGCUCCAAGCUGGACGGAAAUUUGACACACUUUGCAGCCACACAGUCGGUGGUGCCCACCAUGGAGAACCAAGGAUUGACUGCACUGGACCUGGGUGCCGUAGUAGAUGUGCGCAGCUUUCGCCCGGCACCCCAUGCAUCUGGCCUUGGAGUGGCCACCAGUUGGACUCUGGCACACAAGGAUAUUCAGUAUGCAUCGCUUAACGAUUCUGGUCUGCUAACCAUUUGGUCGCUGGUGGCAAGUGGGUUAAAUUGUGGUGCAACGACACGAAACGAGUACAGCUCACCCUGGGCCAGGGUCAAGCUGCUGCAGGCUGUGAGCUGUGAUCUGCGCGGCUAUCUAGAGCGCCGCCUGCUG
Drosophila arizonae is the source of this 1236-nucleotide messenger RNA. RefSeq lists its product as uncharacterized. Gene Ontology annotation, molecular function: dynein light chain binding; dynein heavy chain binding. Gene Ontology annotation, biological process: intraciliary transport. Gene Ontology annotation, cellular component: cytoplasmic dynein complex. Lineage: Eukaryota; Metazoa; Arthropoda; Insecta; Diptera; Drosophilidae. The record is from RefSeq and is a predicted model, not a curated record.